Molecule: messenger RNA, 822 nt
Organism: Rotaria sp. Silwood2
Lineage: Eukaryota; Metazoa; Rotifera; Eurotatoria; Philodinida; Philodinidae
Source: the annotation of a GenBank genome assembly
AUGUCAAACAUCGAAUAUCGAACGAUCAUAAAAUUUUUUACUCUAAAAGGGCUGAAUGCCACCGAAAUCACCGAAGAACUGAAAGAGGUUUAUGACGAAUCGGCUCCAGCGUACAGCACCGUUGCAAAAUGGGUGGCUGAAUUUAAAGAUGAUCCAACACGCGACUUUAAAGACGCACCACGAAGUGGUCGUCCAUCGACGACAACUACUGAUGAAAAUAUUAAAGCCGUGGAACAUAUUGUGAUGCGUGAUCGACAAAUUUCCGUUCGUCGCGUAGCUGCCGAGUUGAACAUCCCAAAAACUAUUGUUCAUGAAAUAAUGAGCAAUUACUUAGGUAUGCGCAAGGUCUGCGUUCGUUGGGUACCGAAAUUCUUGACUCCACUUCAACGCGCUAACCGAGUAGAAUGUUGUCAGGAGCUCCUGCAGGCAUGUGAACUGAAUUCGGCCCAAUUUCUCAGUCGUAUCGUAACCGGGGAUGAAACAUGGGUGCAUCACUAUGAUCCGCUCAGCCACCAGGAAGCCCGGGUCUGGAAGAAAUCAGGAGAAGAAAUACCAACUCAAUCCGUUCGGAAACGAUCCGCAGGCAAGGUCAUGCUCGUCAUUUUCUGGGACGAAGACGGCGUGCUACUCACCGACUACCUGACUGGUGGAAAGACGAUGAAUGGUUUCUAUUAUGCUUCACUUAUCGAGCAGCUACAUGCCACUAUUCUAGCGAAGCGUCACCGAAAAAUCAAUCAUGAAGUGCUAGUUCUUCAUGACAAUGCGUCUGUGCACAAGAGCAACGUCGUCCAAGCUGCUAUUCGUAAGGCGAAUUUUGGUGAA